Zonotrichia leucophrys gambelii is the source of this 858-nucleotide messenger RNA. RefSeq names its product protein unc-13 homolog A-like. Gene Ontology annotation, molecular function: syntaxin-1 binding; calmodulin binding; diacylglycerol binding. Lineage: Eukaryota; Metazoa; Chordata; Aves; Passeriformes; Passerellidae. Gene Ontology annotation, cellular component: plasma membrane. Gene Ontology annotation, biological process: chemical synaptic transmission. The transcript has 9 exons. The record is from RefSeq and is a predicted model, not a curated record. Bases 121 to 705 code for a protein of 194 amino acids.
CUCAGCUUUAGCCACGAGAGGGAGCCAAGUGCAAACAGGGCGGAAGUUGCAGCUGCAAUCCAAGGAUUCAAGGAUGAAAUCAUCAUUCCAUGUGAUGGGCCCUGAUAUCUGAGAAUAGGCAUGGAAGAAAGAGCCAGGUUUGCACAGUUCCAGAUGGAUACAGAGAUGCACCUGUUGAAAAAAGGAAGGUUGGAUAAAACAGCUGACACAUCCAAAACAUACGUUGUUUUAAAAGUCCAAAAUUUGAAAAGCACUACAAUAGAUCGAAGGGGAAGGGAGCCUUGCUGGGAACAAGACUUCAUGUUUGAAAUCAGUGCUGAUGGAAAGGGCUUCAUUAUAGAGCUGUGGAAGAAAGGCUUGCUCUGGGAUAGCAUUUUAGGAGUUUUAUGGAUUCCUCUUGCCACUGUGGAAUAUGCAACAGAUGAAGGCCCAGGUUCCUGGUGGAGAUUGCAUUCUGAAGUAAUAAAAAAUGGAAGUGAGAUUCAAGGCACAAAAACACCAACUUCUCAUGAGAUCUUACUAGAUAUCUACUUUGCAUUACCAUUUGAUACCCACAGAGAUUUAGAUUGCAGAGGCUGGCACAGAGAGACACCCCUCCAACAUACAAGAUAUUCAGAUCAAGUUACAAAUGACAGUCAGCCAUCCAUGGACAGUGGGCUCAGCAUACAAGAAAGCAAACUCAGGUGUGGUGAAAUAGCUGAAUAAUGAGCCCUAGUUAUAAUUGGCCUGUGCAAGUGUGCAACUUCUGUGUGAGGGCAGCCAAAUAUGCAACAGAUUGUAUUUCAAAGGAGAAAUACAGACCAAGGUAAUGGAGGUAAUUUUGCAAGAGCAAGAUGGGCCAGGGCUAUCCAGAAGGUA